AUGGAUAAUGAUGUCGACGGACUUCCUGAAUUUGAUGGGCCAACAGAUGGUGACACCUCUGUUUUCAUGCAUGGUGUUCAUCUUAUUGGCAGGGAUCGGGAUAAUGAUCUAGGCAACGAUUGGCGAGUUAUGCAAAAAUUUGAGCACAGGGGCUUUUAUGAUGUGCCUAAGAAGGAUGGGGACGUAAACCAAGACUAUUACUAUUUCGAUACGGAGCGUGCAGUGCAUGAGGGCUAUGAAUAUGCUGCUGAUGAUGUGCACCAGCAUGAGGAUGCAGACGUCAUUGAAGCUAAUUUAGCAGACCUUGUAAUGGGAGUUUCAGCAGAUGAUGAGGAAGAUGAGGAGGAAUAUGAGGAUGAUGGAGAUGACACUAUCUUGGAUUAUUGUACUGACAGUAACGCUAAUGGGAAUGGUGAUGAUGACAAUGACGAGGACGACGAUCUCUAG
This is a messenger RNA of Panicum virgatum (switchgrass), 447 nucleotides long. Its product is annotated as coiled-coil domain-containing protein 1-like. Lineage: Eukaryota; Viridiplantae; Streptophyta; Magnoliopsida; Poales; Poaceae. The record is from RefSeq and is a predicted model, not a curated record. The transcript has 2 exons. The coding region runs from base 1 to 447 and encodes 148 amino acids.